Phragmites australis (common reed) is the source of this 6211-nucleotide messenger RNA. Its product is annotated as rRNA biogenesis protein RRP5. Gene Ontology annotation, cellular component: small-subunit processome; nucleus; nucleolus. Gene Ontology annotation, biological process: rRNA processing. NCBI's taxonomy places the organism in Eukaryota, Viridiplantae, Streptophyta, Magnoliopsida, Poales, Poaceae. Bases 191 to 5902 code for a protein of 1903 amino acids. Gene Ontology annotation, molecular function: RNA binding; protein binding. The transcript has 40 exons. The record is from RefSeq and is a predicted model, not a curated record.
UCCCGAACCCAAGGUUUAGGGUUUAGGGACCCUCUGCCGCCAUCCAUUCGCCGGUCGCCGACCUCACAGGGUCCUGCAGCCGCCGCCUCGUAUCAGGAGACGCCGUCGCCCACCUCCGGAAGCUGCCGCCGGCGCCGCGGGACCAGCGGAGGGCACGGACGCCGCGCAGGAGGCUUGAGCGCCCGCCGCCAUGGCGCCGCCGCGAGGCGACAGGAAGAAAGGGAAGCCCCCCGGCAAGCCCGACUUGCGCCCUGACCGCAAGCAGUUCAAAAAGCACCGCGAGGAGGUGAAGGCCGAGCAGGCGGAGGACGGAGAGCAGCCGCAGCAGCAGCAGCCCGGUUCCGCCGCUCUCCUUGCCGCCGCCGCCGACGAAGCUGACUUCCCGAGAGGGGGACGCAGUCUCCUUAGCAGGGAUGAGGUGGCGGAGGCCCGUGCGGAGGCCGAGGCGGACUUCGAGAAAGAGGGGAGGAAGGGUAGGGGGAAGACGAAGAGGAAGGGUGGCGAGUCGUCUGGUUUUGACGCGGAUGAUGACUUAGGGACACUCUUCGGCGGGGCCACAACCGGGAAGCUCCCACGAUUUGCUAAUCGCAUCACCCUGAAGAAUAUUUCACCAAAUAUGAAGGUCUGGGGUGUUGUAAUUGAGGUUAACCCAAAAGAUGUUGUAGUAAGUCUUCCUGGUGGAAUGAGAGGGUUUGUUUGCUCAGAGGAUGUGUGCGACAUUGCUUCGCAUGCAAAUCUUAAGGAUAGUGAGCACAGUAUAUGUGCUGAAGUUGUACAUGUUGGUCAGCUUGUUCCUUGUAUUGUCCUACGAGUUGAUGAUGAUAAGAAAGAAGGUAAAGUAAACAGACGGGUCUGGUUAUCAUUGCGACUAAGCCUACUGUACAAGGGCCUUUCUCUGGAUGCUCUGCAGGAAGGAAUGGUACUUACUGCCCAAGUGAAAAGUGUUGAGGACCAUGGUUACAUUCUUCAUUUCGGAGUAUCCUCCUUUAGUGGAUUUAUGCAAAAGACUGACAAAGAAAAUGUGAAGAUUGAAAGCAGACAACUGAUACAAUGUAUGGUGAAGGCCAUCGAUAAAACUCGGGCUAUUGUUCACUUGAGUUCUGAUAAAGACUUGCUUUCUAAAUCUAUUAUUAAAGAUCUGAAAGGCCUUUCUAUUGAUCAUUUGAUUCCUGGCAUGAUGAUUAAUGCACGUGUUCAUUCAGUGCUUGAAAAUGGAGUCAUGUUAUCAUUUCUUACUUAUUUCAGUGGAACAGUUGAUAUUUUUAACUUGUCGAACUCCUUCCCCUCUGGUAAUUGGAAAGAUGAUUACAGUAAGAAUAAGAAGGUAAAUGCCCGUAUCCUAUUUGUUGAUCCGUUAACAAGAGCAGUUGGGCUUACAUUGAACGAACAUUUACUUCGUCUGAAAGUGCCUCCUAUUAAUGUGAAGGCUGGAGAUAUCUAUGAGAAAUCAAAGGUGCUGAGGAUAGAUAAAAGGGCUGGUCUUUUUCUUGAAAUACCUUCUCCAACUCGAUCACCUGGAUUUGUUAGUAUACAUGAUGUAUCAGACAAGGAUGUGAAGAACUUGGAGAAGAAGUUUAAAGAAGGCAGCAUCUUACGUGUCCGUGUACUUGGAGUGAGGCAUCUUGAAGGAGUUGCAUUAGGCACCGUAAAAGAGAGUGCUUUUGAAGGGUCUGUAUUCACUCAUGCUGAUGUUAAACCUGGAAUGUUAGUGAGAGCUAAGGUUGUUACUGUUGAGCCAUUUGGUGCUAUUGCGCAGUUUCCCAGUGGUGUGAAAGCACUUUGCCCGCUUCCACACAUGUCAGAGUUGGGACAUGUUGUAAAACCACCAAAGAAAUUUAAGGUUGGAACUGAACUACUUUUCCGUGUAUUGGGCUGCAAAUCCAAGAGAAUAACAGUGACAUUCAAGAAGUCUCUGGUCAAAUCAAAACUUGAUGUGUUAGCCUCAUAUGCUGAUGCUAAAAUCGGUUUAGUAACUCAUGGAUGGAUUACUAAAAUCGAAAAGCAUGGUUGCUUUGUGAAAUUCUACAACGGAGUUCAGGGUUUUGUUAGCAGACCUGAGCUUGGAUUAGAGGCAGGCACUGAAGCAGAAAGUGUUUAUCAUGUCGGGCAAGUGGUCAAAUGUAGAAUUGUCAGUGUGGACCCUGCUUCAAGGAAAAUAAAUGUUAGUUUUCUCAUCUCCCCUAAUAGGGUUAUUCAAGCUGACACUGCAAAGUUGGGUAGUAUUGUCUCUGGUGUUGUGGAGCGGCUUACUCCUGCAGCUGUUGUUGUCAGUGUAAAUGGCUUCUCCAAGGGAACAAUACUAAAUGAACAUUUGGCAGAUCAUCAUGGUCAAGCUGCUCAGUUGAAGAAUUUGCUGAAACCUGGACACGAGUUCAACCAACUCUUAGUUCUUGCAGAUAUUGAAGGCCAUAAUUUAGUUCUUUCAGCAAAGCACUCACUUAUCAAUAACGCAAAUGACAUUCCUUCCGACAUGUUGCAGAUGCAUGCUGGAGCUGUAGUUCAUGGUUAUAUUUGUAACAUCAUUGAAGCUGGUUGUUUUGUUCGCUUUCUUGGACAUCUGACUGGUUUCUCUCCCAAGGACAAAGCAGUUGAGAGGCCGAUAGAAAAGCUUUCCAAUGCGUUCUAUGUGGGCCAGUCAGUUCGGAGUCAUAUCCUCAAUGUAAAUGCAGAAUCUGCUAGAGUAAAACUAUCACUUCAACAGUCUAUGUGCUCCUCGUCAGAUUCUUCAUUUGUUCAAGGAUACUUUCUUUUGGAUCAAAAGAUUUCGGCAUUGAAGUACUCAAGCCAUGAUUGGGCGAACACUUUUGGCAUUGGUAGCUUGGUUAAGGGGGAGGUGGGAGCAAUAGAAGAAUAUGGUAUUAUCCUUAAUUUCAAAGACCAUCCGGAUGUUGUUGGUUUAAUUGAACAUCAUCAACUCAGUGACAGUAUUGUAGAAGUGGGAUCUUCUGUGAAGGGUCUUGUUUUGGAUUUAUCUGAUGGAGUUGUUAAUUUAUCCCUUAAACCAGAACUCGUUAGCAGUGUCAGGAGUGGUGGAACAAAGAAGAAACGUCACAGGGCUGCAGUUGCAGACUUGGUGCUUCAUGAGGAAGUGAGUGCAAUUGUGGAAACAGUCAAAGAGAGCUAUGUGAUUCUUUCCAUCCCUGAGUAUAACUAUGCAAUUGGUUUUGCACCAUUGAUGGAUUACAACUCACAACUGCUUCCCCACCACCACUAUGAUAAUGGACAACGCAUUACUGUUGUUGUUGGUAGUAUACCAAGUUCUGACCCUUCUGGAAGACUUAUCCUACUCCCAAAGGCAUCAGUCCAGGAUUCUGGUCUCUUUGGUUCUAAAAGGGCUAAGAAGAAAUCUGACUGCAAAGUUGGGUCACUUGUUGAAGCAGAGAUUAUUGAUAUCAAGCCGCUUGAACUUCUACUGAAAUUUGGUGUCAAUCUUCAUGGAAGAAUUCAUAUUACCGAGGUCCUUGAAGAGGAUUCUGAUGAGCAUCCCUUUAGUAAACUCAAAAUCGGGCAAAUGAUUAGUGCCAGGAUUGUUGCAGAAGCUGAACCUUCUGGAAAGAGUGGCAAAAAUUUCAAGUGGGAACUGUCUAUUAGACCGUCUAAGCUUAAGAGAGAGUUUGAAGAUUUAACUGCUCGUAAAGCAGAAUUAAAUCACUCCGUUAAUGGCAUUGUGCGUGCUUAUGUUGUCAAGGUUGACAGUGAAUGGGUCUGGUUAACUGUGUCAAGAACUGUUAUGGCCCAUUUAUUUAUUCUUGACAGUUCUUCCGAGCCCAGCGAACUGAAAGAGUUCCAAAAGCGCUAUAGUAUCGGCCAAGCAAUGAAAGGGCGCAUUAUCGGUGUGAACAGAGAGAAAAGGUUGCUUAGGCUGAAAGCACUUGAUAACCAAGGCGUGCCAGAGAAUAUAUAUGAAACACAACAAUCAGUAUCCCCUACAGCUGAACAUACAAAGCAAGGAGAUAUCAUUGGUGGACGCAUUCAAAAGAUUCUACCUAGUGUUGGUGGGCUUGUCAUCCAGAUUGGACCUCAUCUUCAUGGAAGGGUUCAUUAUACUGAAAUUGUUGACUCAUGGGUGCCAGAACCCCUGUCUAGAUUCCAUGAAGGCCAGUUUGUGAAGUGCAAAGUCCUGGCUGUAAGCCGCUCAUCCGAAGGAUCUCUUCGAGUUGACCUUUCGCUCCGCCCAUCAAACCUAUGCACAGAUUCUGGCCGCUCAAGACUAUUUGAUGAUUCGGCAACUUAUACCCCUCGGAUUGAGAAUAUCGAUGACCUGUGCUCUGGAACAGAGAUUGAGGGCUAUGUGAAGAAUGUUAAUUCCAAAGGAUGUUUUAUUAUGCUUUCUCGAAUGGUUGAUGCUAGGAUCAUUUUGUCAAAUUUAUCAGAUCAAUAUGUUGAAAAUCCCCAGAAAGAUUUCCCGGUUGGAAUGCUUGUACAUGGAAGGGUCUUGUCUACGGACCCAUCAUCUGGGAAGGUUGAGGUAUCACUUAGGAAGAGCACUGGUAGCAAAUCAGAAACGUUGUACGAUAUUAGCUAUAGUGAUUUGCAUGUAGGGGACAUUGUUGAUGGUCAAGUUAAGCGGGUUGAAUCCUAUGGAUUAUUUGUGACCAUUCAGAGCAGUGAAUUGGUGGGUUUGUGUCAUGUAUCAGAACUUUCUGAUGAACCAGUUGUUGAUAUUAACUCUUGCUACAAAGCUGGUGAUAUGGUUAAAGCCAAAAUUUUGAAGAUUGAUGAGAAACGUCACCGAGUAUCCCUUGGAAUUAAGAAAUCUUACUUUGAUUCUGAUAUGACUGAUGGUACAAAUGAUGAUGAUGAAAAUGAAACUAUUCCUAUGGACAUCAGUCAUGCCCCUCAGAUGGCUGGAUAUCACAACAGGGCUUUAGUUAUUCCCAAAGCAGAACCCAGGGCUUCUGUGCUGCCUCUUCAGGUUUCCUUGGAUGAAUCUGAAGAUUCUGACCAAGAGGAUGAUAAUAAAUGUCAAGAAAUUGCUAAUGGAAUUGAAGCAAAUGCUAAAAAGAGUGAGAAGCGAUUAAAGGAGAAGGCGAGGAAACAAAGGGAAUUAGAAAUCAGUGCCUUGGAGGAAAGGGCUUUACAGCAAGAUAUACCACAAACUCCAGAUGAAUUCGAGAAGUUGGUCAGGAGCUCUCCAAAUAGUAGUUUUGUAUGGAUAAAGUAUAUGGCAAGUUUGUUAGAUCUUGCAGAUGUUGAGAAAGCACGAGCAGUAGCUGAAAGGGCUUUGAAAACAAUACACAUCAGAGAAGAGGAGGAGAAACUUAAUGUUUGGGUAGCAUACUUUAAUCUGGAAAAUGAAUACGGGAGUCCUCGGGAGGAUGCUGUCAAGAAGAUAUUCCAAAGAGCCUUGCAAUACUGUGAUCCCAAGAAGGUGCACUUGGCUCUUCUUGCAAUGUACGAGAGGACUGAACAGUACCAACUGGCAGAUGAACUUCUUGAUAGAAUGACCAAAAGAUUCAAAACUUCCUGCAAGAUCUGGUUAUGUCGUAUUCAAUUUUCCCUCAAACAAGGCAAGGACAUUGAGCACAUCAAAUACAUCGUAAACCGUGCGCUUCUAAGUCUGCCACAGAGGAAGCGAAUAAAGUUCCUCACGCAGACAGCUAUUCUAGAAUUCAAGUGUGGGGUGCCUGAAGAAGGACGAUCCCGAUUUGAACUUAUCUUACGGGAAUACCCGAAAAGAACAGACCUUUGGAGUGUUUACCUAGACCAAGAAACCCGCCUUGGUGACACAGAAGUUAUACGGGCAUUAUUUGAUAGGGCAACUUGUCUUACCCUACCUCCAAAAAAGAUCAGGUUCUUGUUCAAAAAGUACCUGGAAUUCGAGCAGUCACACGGUGACGUGGAAAGAGUGGAGCAUGUGAAGCAGAAGGCAAGGGAAUAUGUUCAGACUUCACUAGCCUAACGUCGUGGAUCCCUGUGAACUUCAGUGGCUAGUGUGGCUGUGAAUCUUUGCUUCCGGGGAGCGAAUGCUGAUGCGCUGCCAGAAUCGAGAUUGCUGCAGAUACGUGAAGACUGGUUAUCCCACGGAUGGUCCAGGUACACAUUUUUGGUCAUGAUGCCGGUAGUACAUACGAUGAGAUCUAUCUGACGUGCUGCAGCUUGUGUGCAGUCGGCAAUUGACAUACCUCUUGAACAUUAUUGUGAAAACUUCGAUGGGAAAUGCGGACUAUACAAAAUUUUGUUGGAAAACCGUUGUAAACUUUUUGAAGCA